Molecule: messenger RNA, 9949 nt
Organism: Asterias rubens (European starfish)
Lineage: Eukaryota; Metazoa; Echinodermata; Asteroidea; Forcipulatida; Asteriidae
Product: chromodomain-helicase-DNA-binding protein 8-like
Exons: 40
Coding region: 272-9772 (3166 amino acids)
Molecular function (GO): ATP-dependent chromatin remodeler activity; protein binding; ATP binding
Source: RefSeq, a predicted model, not a curated record
ACUUGAUUGAACAUAAAAUGACAUUUUGGGGACCAUGUGAGAGUUCUGUGUGUGGGGAUUUCGACUUCAGCUUUUGCGAGAGUGGAACAAAACGAAAAUUUUAGGAAUUUAUUUUAGAAUGUUUAGAAGAUUACUUUAACGUUGUUUGCCUAUGUAUGAGUUACAUGCUUUAUAUUACGAUACAUGUCUCCAUUUGUCAUCCAUUCUAUAGUGAUAAUGUGAGAUCUCUCCUAUUCAACAUUUAUAUUGGAUUCUGAAGACCCUUAAAAACAUGGAGAGUAGUAACAAUGCAGCACAAGGAGAAGCAAAAACUGCGGCAGCCAUUACUGCGAGCCCAUUAAAGACACCGCCUCGACGCGUUCAGGUGGUUACUGUAGGUAGUCCCGGAACGCCACAAGUGCAAUCAGUCUUGACAUCUCCAGGAGGCCAACAGAAGGCAACAGUUGUCCAAGUACCACAGCAACAACAAUUGAUUCGAAUACAGCCCCAGCAGCAGGGCAGGCAACAAGUCCUGCAGCAAAAUCUGGUCCGCGUGUCUCCACUUAAUACCCAACAAGCUGUCCAGCAUGGCUCACAACAGGGACAAACCAUCAUGGUCAUAACGGGAAGUCCGCAACGGCUUCAAACACAAAAGCCGGCAAGUUCGACCAGUGCCGACGUUAAAUCAGUACAAGAGCAUGGCUAUGCCAUAUCAGCGCCACUGAGCCAUCACGAUUAUGCUCUGCCCAAAUCAGGUGGGGAGAAAUCACCACAGGUAUCGUUACAGUCCACCGGAGCUGGUUUUCAGCUGAUUCGUCAGCCUGUAUCAUCCCAGGCUACACAGCCUGCUGCUGUUAUCUCCCAGCAGCAACAGCAACCAGGAGUCAUGCAGAUUAUCAGAACUUCCCAGCCACAAACACAGCAAAUCCGACCCCUCACUGCAACGCUACAAGGGGGUCAACUGGUCCUCAAUCAGCAGCAAUCUGUACAAGCAAUCCAAUCAGGUCAACCUGUCACUCUACGCCUGCAAAUGAAAGACAUCAACUCUCUACAGAAGAAUGUCAGCAGGUUGCAGCAACUUCCGACUAAGGUUGCCACCGUAUCGCACCAAACUUCACCGAAGCAGCAACAAAGCACCGUGUUGACAUCACAGCCCCAAUACAUCAUUACCAAUGUUAAUAACAGCACCCAGAUACCUGGUAUCGUCGGUGCCCAACAGAUUAAAAUUGUACCGUCUGUACAACAAAAUCAGCAGCAGCAGCAGCAGCAGCAUAUUGUGAAACAAUUGCCAGGAGGAGGAAUGGCUUUGACUAUACUUGCCAACCAAGUGGUGAGCACGGGGGCUAAGACAAUCACGAUACCAAGCAGUCUGGGUGCAGCCAAUACUGUAGCUUUCACACAGUCCAUACUGACUGUCAGUAGUCCUACAGCAUCAAAGACCCUAAUGACCUCUACAACCAGUAACAACACGCGACCGAUCGCUCCAACAGGAUUGAUCACAAAGACUAUCACCAUCCCAGCUGGCCAGCAGGUGAUUCGAACAGGUGUUCCAAAUCAAUCUAUCGGAUUGUCAGUGUUACCGCAGACGUCAAUGGGAGCAACCACAAAUAAAGUGACUAUUCCCACGAAACUUCAAACUAUUCGUGCCAUAAACCCUAUCCAGCCUAAGACCAUCCAAACAAACCUUCAGACAGUGCGUGCAAUAGCUCCAACAGGGUCCACUGCCCAGGCGGUCAUUGGCGGUACAACUUUGCAAAGCAUCAAUGCGGUUCUGUCCGGCCAGUCAGGCCCUAAAACAAUAGGUCUUUCCUCUCCCCAGCAACAGACCGUCUGUAGUAUUAUUCCUGCACAGUCCCAAACUGCAACCAUUACGCCGACUGUAGCCGCAUCGACCGUUGGUUCUGGUAACCUGGCUACCCUGAAAUCAACCGUCGUUCCAAGUACAGUUAAAACUGUCCCAGCAUCAACUCAAUCCUACACUGUUACCAACAUGGGCAAUAUAACCAUUCAGAGUGCCAACACCGCAACCACCAAAACGGAAGUCACUGCUUCGGCGGCACUUCAGAAAGCUGCAGCAAGUGUCGCUGUAUCCCAGAACCAAACGGUGACAAUCAGUAAAGCCAACACAAAGAAGAUGCCUAAUAUCAUACGAAGCCAAACGCCCAAUACUGUCGUGAAAGUCAAACAGGCCAAGGCUAAGCCGGUCGUACAGCAGCAGACGAUCAAGACAACCACCACCAAGCCGAUUCAGAUACCGGGCGGACCUGUUGGCCAGCAGCCGGGUCAGAUCCUGAUCAUGGUGAACCCCAGGAGCGGAGCUCUCGAAGAGGUCAAAAAGAUCGCCUAUGAAGUGAGUCAGCUGAAGAAUCAACCUAGGUCCUCGGAGAACAUACAGAAGUUGAAGGACCUCCAGGCCCGUGUCUCCCAGCUUCAGACAUCAGUACAAAGUGUCAAAGCAAAGAACAGUACAACAGGUUCACCACUAACACCCCUCAUGCUGUCCACCUCGAGCGCGCAAUCAAGUGGAACUCAGAAGAGUCCUACUUCAUCUUCAGACACCAGCAGCGGAGAAGCUACAACGCACAGCGGCAAAUCGAGCAAGAAGCACAAACCCCAAGAGAAAGCCAACCGUAUCGUCGCCGAGGCCGUCGCCAAAGCGAAAGCCUCGGGGCUUCAGAACAUUCCGAAAAUCAUGGCCGAUGUUUCCCUCCCCGAGGUGAACCUCGAGAAGGAGAAGAAGUCCAAAGAGAAACGGAAAGCCAAACCCAAGGAACCCAAACCUAGGAAACCGUCCAAGGAACCCAAGGAGAAGAAAGAGGUGAAAGUCAAGAUUGCUAAGAAGAAAUCCCGGCCAAAGAAGAUACCACCAAAGAAAUUUCCUGCAUCUGCUUUAGUGAGAUUGAAGAACAAACGUAAGGGCAUGAACGACUCUUCUUCCUCGGGCUCCGAAGCAGAGGAUGCCCUUCUAGCCAAGGCAUUGCCAGACGAUGACUUCCUUCUCGAGAAACGAAGAUCAAGCCGCAACACCAAACGGAAACGUUACGAUGUAGCAUACGACUUUAACAUCUCAGGGGGAGACAGUAGCGACAGUGACAAGAAGGAAUCGGACAGUAAUGUUGAUGUUGAGGUUGAUGUUGUCACAGUAGCUCCAUUGGCACCCAGUCAGACCGAAGCCGCUAAAUUCUUUGUGGAAAAUCCAGACGAGUCCGAGGCUAACGUUGUGGAAAAGAUCUUGGCCUCCCAUGUGGUCAAGAAGCCCCAGCUGCCAGGGGAAGCUCAGGUCGGAGAGACUGAAGAGUUCUUUGUCAAGUACAAAAACUUCUCAUACCUCCACUGUGAAUGGGCUACGUUUGACAAGCUUCAGAAGGGAGAUCAGCGCAUUCAUCAGAAAAUCAAAAGAUUUCGUGCCAAGCAACGAAUGCAACCAGCUUAUUUUGCCGAGCUCGAAGACGAACCCUUCAACCCCGACUACGUCCAAGUGGAUCGAAUCCUGGACGUUGCCGUUACCGAAGACCCUGACACUAAGGAGGUAGACACCCACUACCUGGUCAAGUGGAGAAGCCUCCCCUACGAGGAUAGCACCUGGGAGUUGGAGCAAGACGUCGACGACGACAGCAUUGCUUUCUUCAAGAAGAUGCUGGAUCCGCCUCCUCACAGCGAACGCAAGAGGGUUGAUCGAGCGGAGUGUGACGACUGGACGAAGCGUGAUGAAUCUCCAGUUUAUAAAGGAGACAACACACUGAGGGAGUAUCAACUAGAGGGAGUCAACUGGCUCAUGUUCAGCUGGUGUAAUCGUCAAAAUUGUAUCCUAGCUGAUGAAAUGGGCCUGGGCAAGACCAUUCAGGCAUUAGCGUUCGUCAGAGAGGUGCAAAAAUUUGGCAUAGUGGGCCCUUUCCUGGUCAUCGCACCGCUGUCUACCAUAGCCAAUUGGCAGCGUGAGUUUGAGACAUGGACUGAUAUCAACGCUAUAGUGUACCACGGCAGCGCACAGAGUAGACACAUGAUCGCUGAGUAUGAGAUGUAUUAUAAAGACAGUAAGGGACGUCGAAUCCCCAAUGUGUAUCGCUUCAAAGUGUUGAUCACCACGUACGAGAUAGUCCUAGCCGACUGCCAAGAGUUGAGUGAGAUUGAGUGGCGAUUGUCCAUCAUUGACGAAGCUCAUCGACUCAAGAACAGAAACUGCAAACUACUGGAAGGGCUCCGCUGUUUCGAUGUGGAGCACAGGGUUUUACUGACUGGUACCCCGCUGCAGAACAACAUCGACGAGCUGUUUAGUUUACUCAACUUCCUGGAACCGGGGAGAUUCCGUUCCAUCAGUCAAUUCUUGGGUGACUUCGGUGACUUGAAGACUGAGAGUCAAGUUGAAAAACUGCAGCAGCUUUUGAAGCCGAUGAUGCUGCGUCGACUGAAGGAGGAUGUGGAGAAGAACCUAGCUGAGAAGGAAGAAACCAUUAUUGAGGUAGAACUGACUAACAUACAGAAGAAGUACUACCGAGCAAUCCUGGAGCGUAACUUCAGUUUCUUGAGCAAGGGUACCAACUCCUCGGCCAACCUACCUAACCUGAUGAACACCAUGAUGGAACUACGCAAGUGCUGUAAUCAUCCCUUCCUCAUCAACGGCGCCGAAGAGCAAAUCAUGGUGGAGAUUGCCACCCAGCCCAUCAACCUGGAGCUGACAAUGCACAUGAGGGCGCUGAUUCAAUCCGCUGGUAAGAUGGUGCUCCUUAACAAGCUGCUGCCAAGACUGAAAGAAGGUGGUCACAAGGUCCUCAUCUUCAGUCAGAUGAUUCGUUGCUUGGACAUCUUGGAGGACUACUUGGUGCAGAGGAGAUACCCCUUUGAGAGGAUUGAUGGAAGGGUACGAGGCAACAUGAGACAAGCUGCCAUCGACAGAUUCAGCAAACCAGAUUCUGAUCGAUUUGUCUUUCUACUGUGUACCCGAGCUGGAGGGCUUGGAAUCAAUCUAACAGCGGCAGAUACCUGUAUCAUCUUUGACUCUGACUGGAAUCCUCAGAACGAUCUUCAAGCCCAAGCCCGUUGCCAUAGAAUCGGGCAAACCAAGUCCGUGAAGAUCUACCGCCUGAUAACACGUAACUCCUACGAGCGUGAGAUGUUUGACAAGGCCAGCAUGAAACUUGGCCUGGACAAGGCUGUGCUGCAAUCCAUGCGUGGUGAUAACCAGUCCGCUUCUACUACUACACCGCAACAGCAACCCUUAUCCAAGAAGGAGAUCGAGGACCUCCUACGCAAAGGAGCGUACGGCGCCAUCAUGGAUGACGACGACGCCGCCUCCAAGUUCUGCGAAGAGGACAUCGAGAUGAUCCUUCAACGACGGACAAAGGUCAUGAAGAUAGAGGGCGGGGUCAAGGGGUCACUGUUUGCUAAGGCCAGCUUUGCCCUGGCGGCUGAUCAGAGGUCAGAUAUUAAACUAGACGACCCAGAUUUCUGGGACAAGUGGGCUAAGAAGGCAGAGCUGGAUGUGGAGGCCAUGAAGAAAAGGGAAAGUCAUGUGAUCAACGAGCCCAGAAAACGUAAACAAACCCGUCGCUUUGGCAACCUGGACGAGAUGGUAGAGUUCACCAGCAACGACGAGGACAGCGACGAGGACCAACCGGCCCUGCCCAAGAAGGCGGAGCAGAAGGGCCACAAGGCUUCUUCUUCGGCAGCGGCUACCGCUGGGGCGCCCGCUGUGGCCAUGAAGAUGGUAAAGCCUUGCAAGAGCCAGCUGCAGUCUGGCUGGACCAGGCUGGAGUGUUUCCGUGUGGAGAAGGGUCUGCUUACAUACGGGUGGGGUAGAUGGGAAGAUGUCCUGAUGACGACUCGAUUCAAGAGACCUCUGGGUGAGAAAGACGUAGAGGCCAUCUCAAGAACAAUGCUGAUCUUCUGUCUGAAGUUCUACAAGGGAGAUGAGAACAUCAAGAGCUUCAUCUGGGACCUGGUCACUCCGGCCCCGGACGGCUCUAUCAAAGACUACAGAAACCACAAAGGUCUGUCUGCUCCGGUGCCUCGUGGCCGCAAGUCCAAGAAGCCCAAGAAAGAGGAAGAUGUUGUUCCUGCUAUCUUGGAGUAUGACUUCAACGCCAGGGAUCAGGAUCCCGAGACGCUGCUCACGGACCAAGGGUACAAGAACCACCUCAAGAGACACUGUAACAAGGUGCUGCUGCGUGUGAGACUAUUGUACUACUUGAAGCAAGAGGUCAUAGGUGACAUGAUGGAGAGAAUAGCGGAUGGUUGUGAGGCAAGUGAGUUACCGUUGUCGAUGGUGUUACCCGAGGGUGAACCUCCGAUCGGUUGGUGGGAUGAAGAUGCGGAUCGAUCCCUCCUAGUAGGGGUCUUCAAACAUGGUUAUGAGAGAUAUGCAGCCAUGCGGACAGAUUCAACCCUUUGCUUCCUGGGUAGAUGUGGAGCCCCUACUAAAAGAGAGAUAGCUCGGGAGAAUGGAGACAAUGACGACAGUCAACUGGAUGUAGAAUCGAUGGAGACUGAGCUGAAGGGGGAGGGUGCUGAUCUAGACAUGAAACCCAACAUUAGAGAUCUCAAGGACUACCUGGAGGAAGGGUCUUUGUCACCUUCUAGUAUCCGGACCUCUUCACCUGCUCCUAUGAAACUCAAGUCGGAGCCGGAACCAACAACCAUGCCUGUUAUACCCGGUAAGCUGCCGUUCCCACUGGCGCCUGAUGUGAACACCCGACUCAGGCGACUUGUAGCGGCAUAUCAGCGGAACCAUAAAAGACAACAGCAGAAGCAAGCCAAGAGAGCACGGCGUGAGAUGGUGAAGCAAGUCAGAUUUGAAGAGCAGUUGAGACAAAGACAACUUAAGAAACAAGAGAAUGCACAGAAAUGGUCGCGGCGCGAGGAAGCCGAUUUCUAUCGCGUCCUGGCCACAUUCGGUGUGGAACAGGACGCGAUGACAGGUAAAUACGACUGGUCCAACUUCCGCAAGGUGGCCAAGUUGGAACGGAAGUACGACCAUCGGCUGCUAGAGUACUAUCAACACUUCAGAGCGAUGUGUCUCAGGAAAUGCAAGAGAGAAGAAGAGAUACCUCAGGAGUUUGGCUCGAUGCCCCUUCCAGACUUCACCAUCGAAGAGAUCUCGGAGGAGCGGGCCAACAAGGUACUUCACCGCAUCGACCUCCUCCUUAAGGUGCGCAAUGAAGCCUGCCCUCAUCCAGAGAUGGAGAUACGCAUGCGCCACUGCAGGAAGAGCCUGGAGCUACCCGAUUGGUGGGAGGUCGGAGUUCAUGACCGGGAUCUGCUCAUUGGUGUCGCCAGAUAUGGAAUCAAUCGCAUGGAGUCACAGCAGCAGAUGCUGGUCGACCCCGAUCUGUCUUUCAAGGAUCUCAAGGAGAAGUACCCACUCAUGGUACCCGUACCCGUCCCCCUCCCUCCACCCGUAAAGGUCCCCUCGGGAGGCCCUGGCCUACCCUCUUCCCAAGAAGGGGACAGAACUAAGAGCACGACUCCUCGCCCAGAGGAUGAUGAGUUAAGAACUAGUGAAGAGAGGAGGGAGGAUGUGAACGAUAGGGAGAGCGUCUCCAGUUCACCGGGAAAAUCUGGAGGAAACCGUGAGGGUGCGGGGGACUCUGGAAAGCAGAUGGAGUCUGAUGAAUCGGGGAUCGAGGAUAGCGCAAAUGAAUAUUUAUCUCAGGAAAGGAGCUUCAAGGAGAGUCCGUCGAUGACGAUGGGCGACUCGCAAGACGUUUCAAUGGCUCAGGAUGAAAACGAGUGUCAGGAUACUGGAGACUGCAGUACUAUGUUAGAUCAGGAAGACGAACCAGACCGUGAAACAGUAGAGGAACCAGACUGUGGGCAGGCUGUGUCAAGCAGUGUGAAAGAGAAACCAGACUAUGCCGAAGACGAGCCGGACUCUGCUCCGUCCAGAAAUAUCCUUGACUCGAGCUUUGAGCAGGAAAGAACUAGUCUCCCGAGCAGCAGUCGUGCCUUGGAUGUCAGAGAGGAAGAGGAUAUGGACUGUGCCAGUCCGACGCAUCAUGCGGCUGGGGAAGAGUCUAGCCAGGGCCAGGGGUCAGAGUUUCCCGAUUCAUCGUCAGUAGCUACCAAUAUGACGUAUGCAUUUCUUAUGAAGUGGCCUAAGGACCGAGUUAUCGUCCACCGUCUGGAGAACAUCUGCCACUGCGUCCUGAAGAACUGUUGGCCGGGCCGCCGUCAGAAUCACCACGCCCAGCAAGCCGCCCUUCUCAAGCACCCCUACGACUCAGACCACAAGGACUACGCCCAUCCAGGGGGGCCUGAAGCCCUGUGGGACCCUAACAUUGUACCCCCCGAGCAUAAUUACGCUGGGAUGGCGGAUGGAUUGCUGGCCCUGGUCCACCAGAGAAAGCGCAAGAGGAAACGGAGAGUGGAUCUUGGCGGGGAGAAAGACCCCCAUCACCCAUCCAUGCAAGGCAAGGGUGGUAGCUUGGAAUCACCCCUAGAUCUCUCCCAAGGGUCAUCGCGCUACCAGGACCCGGACGCCCAGCCGGAGGGUGGAGCCGAGGGGAGACCCGGCAGCCACGGCAGGGCUGUAGACCCCAACAGGAGACCCUCGGUAGAGGAGAUGAGGAGGAAGAAGAAGAAGGCUUACUUGAAGGUCAAGAUGAAGACGAUGCACGGGAUGGGAGCAGCGAUGAGAGGCGAGGGUGAACAAAUGCAAACAGGUGCUGUGAAAAAAAAGAGGAAAGCACGCCAUUUGAAUCUAGCCAACUUUAAAGACGACGACCACGUGCCAGUGAUCAACCGUAAGACAGGUGAGAAGUUAUCGGGGCCGGCGGCACCGCUCAAGAAGGACCUGAUGAUGUGGCUCUCUGCCAAUACAGACUUCAUCAUUCAAAGUCAUUCACAUUCAGCUCUUGGUGCUAGGGUUAACUCUGCUGGAAAUCCAACAGCCUUGGAGGAUUCCCAGGAGAAUCCCCAAGGUAAUGCAGCAGACGCCAAACCCAAACGUAGACGUCUCAGGAAUCCGGCUAAGCUAGACCUGACUAAGGUGACCGGUGAGGAGAGGGUCGGGAUCGUAGAGAAGGAGUCUGGCCGUAAGCUGUCGGCCAAGCUGGUCCCGAUGCUGAAGAACCUAGCAGAUUGGUUGCAUAAACACCCAGGCUACUAUGUGGCAUCAGAGUGGGCAGAGGUGGUUAAAAUCAAGGGUUACCUUCCAGCCGAUCAGUACAAUCGCAUCAUGCCCCAAAUGGCCAAGACAACCUCCCCUGCAAUCCAGCCUGCCGUCUACACCGCAGUACUCCCUGCACAAUCCACCCAACCAUUCUCUCCGAACCACCUCGCAACCUCCGCCGAUCUCAGCAACAAAGUCUCCAUGCAGAUUGGCGCAGGCUCACUGGGAGGCCUUGCCCUGUCUGGGUAUCCAACCCUAGGGUUGGGUAACCUCCCGAUAGGCGUGGCGCCCAUAGCGAGCCUUGCCGGGCUGCAACCGGCAACAAAUCAGAAGGGCCACGUUAAGGAAAAGUCCAAGAAACGGAAGAACAUUGCACCAAGAAAAAUCCUCUCAGCUGAUCAGCCCGUUAUUGCCAUGACCACGCCGGCCUCCCUGGCGGGGAUUUCCCCUUUCUUGCUGCCCAGUACGGCGGGGAUGUACUACUCGCCGUUCCUGGCGACCCAGGGGCUUGUACCGACGUCGGUACCCAUGGAUAUUGCAAAUGUCAACGGAGCUGGGGUGACUCUGAACCCAGCCUUGGACCCACAACUAGGGCCGGAGAUUCAGGUUGAUGAAAUGGAAGAGAUGGAUGCGGAGGUAGUGGAGCAGGAUGCUGAGGAAUCAGGAGGAGACAGUGACUUGGAGUAAGGUUCAACCAAGAGUAAAAGUUUACCCUGACUCUUAGGAAGCUGACACAACCAUCUACAAAAUAUCUGACUGUCUUGUUCAAUCAGGAACAGGGCCUAAUGUCAUAAAGCCUGUAAGCAAAGAAACUUGCCAAGCACAACAACAAAUCUUGCUUAAUGGCAGUGGACACUAUUGGUA